GUCGUUCUGAUUUCGUCUCUCUUCUCUUUAACGUCGUUCUCGUUCCUCUCUCUCUCUCUCUCUCUCCAAUUUCCCUGCGAAAAUCAAAGAGACUAACACAGAGAGCUUCUUCGAUUUUCUCUCGAUCUGUAAAAUCUCAGAUUUUGAUUUUGGAAAAGAUUUUAGCUCUUCUUCUUUGUUGCUGGGUCUAUUUCUGGGUCUCGAACUGAUUUAUAGAGUUAGGUUCUCCGAUGAUAGAGCUCAUCGGCUUGAGAUAGCUACUGAGAGUUCUGGAUUUAUCUUUAUCUUGAGACGAAAAAUGUCGACGAAGAACAAAGUAGAGUAUACUUCUAGAAGCUUCGUAUCGAGAAAAUGGACGAUAUUACUCUGCUUGGGAAGCUUCUGCGUCGGAAUGUUCUUCACCGAUCGGAUGUGGAAUAUUCCGGAAUCUAAAGGCAUGUCUCGUCCAUCUGUAACCGAAGCUGAGAGAUUGAAGUUGAUCUCUGAAGGUUGCAAUCCAAAAACUCUUUACCAGAAAGAAGUCAAAAGAGAUCCUCAGGCUUUGUUUGGAGAAGUAGCCAAUACACAUAUUGCAUUACAGACAUUGGAUAAGACCAUCUCAAGCUUAGAGAUGGAGUUGGCUGCAGCAAGGUCAGUUCAGGAAUCUUUACAAAACGGUGCUCCUGUAUCAGAUGAUAUGGGGAAGAAGCAACCUCAGGGAAAGAGACGGUUUUUGAUGGUCGUUGGGAUUAACACAGCUUUUAGUAGCAGAAAGAGAAGAGAUUCUAUUAGAGCAACGUGGAUGCCUCAAGGUGAAAAAAGGAAGAGACUAGAAGAAGAGAAGGGGAUUAUCAUCCGAUUCGUCAUUGGUCACAGUGCCACGACCGGGGGAAUUCUAGAUCGAGCUAUAGAAGCUGAGGACAGGAAGCAUGGAGAUUUCUUGAGACUGGACCAUGUUGAAGGGUACCUAGAGUUGUCAGGCAAGACGAAAACUUACUUUUCUACAGCAUUUUCCAUGUGGGAUGCAGAUUUCUAUGUCAAAGUAGAUGAUGAUGUUCAUGUCAAUAUAGCAACUCUUGGGGAAACUCUUGUCAGACACCGGAAAAAACCACGGGUCUAUAUUGGUUGCAUGAAAUCUGGCCCUGUCCUCUCUCAAAAAGGGGUGAGGUACCAUGAGCCAGAGUACUGGAAAUUUGGUGAAAAUGGGAACAAAUACUUCCGUCAUGCUACUGGACAAUUAUACGCCAUUUCAAGGGAUUUGGCUUCUUAUAUAUCAAUCAAUCAGCAUGUUCUUCACAAGUAUGCGAACGAAGAUGUUUCGUUAGGAGCUUGGUUUAUUGGGAUUGAUGUUAAACACAUUGAUGACAGAAGAUUAUGCUGCGGAACUCCUCCUGAUUGUGAAUGGAAAGCACAAGCUGGAAACAUCUGUGUAGCAUCAUUCGACUGGAGCUGCAGUGGAAUCUGCAGAUCAGCAGAUCGCAUCAAAGAGGUUCAUCGACGUUGUGGUGAAGGCGAAAAGGCUCUUUGGAGUGCCACAUUUUGACAUAUAAACAGAGGAAUGAUAAAAACAUAACUGUUUUGCUCAGCCCCCAAAACAGCUCAAAGAUCAAGAGGAAGGUUCAGAGAUACAAUUCCAAGAGAUAUCCACUCUUGUAUUCAUAGGUAUAUAGAAGAGGCAGGAUUAGAGAUAAGUGAGAAAACCUCUGGCAAGAAUCGCGAUUGCGUAUUGCGAUUGUGGCGUUUCCAUUUUGAUAAAAGGAAACUGAUCACUGCAGCGAACGCCCCUGCUGUUUUGUUCGUUUUGGGUGGCUUGAAGAUGGAUUUUUACAUCAAAAACAAAACACUAUGCCCUGAUUCUUUUGGCUCCAAAAUACUAUUGCAUAGACAGAAAUCGGAUUCUAUGUAAUAAAUAACCUCUCUGGAAAUCAUUAGGCACCACAAUAAACUUGUCAAACUUAACAAUGUCUCUGAAAUCACUUUUGAAAAGUAUAAUUUGGGAAAGUAGGAUAAAAUUAGAGACUUUUAUUUGUUGGUCACAUACUCACAUGUCAACACGCAGACACUUAGUUCUUUUGGUGGUACUAAAGGUUUGGGUUUUGGUCGUGUCAGAGUCCCGAAAAGCGACUUCUGACUCGAAAGUCGAAACCCUUGUGAGAGAACUUGGAGAUGCCGAAGAAGGUAACUCCGACGAGUACUGGGACCGGUUUAUUGAGCUAUUCUGCAGAAUCUGAGGGUCAAGUCAAGUGGUCUCUCCUCUCUCAUUGCCUUAUCUUAUUAAAGGUGUGAGUAAUGUUAUACACGUAUCUACAUGAAGAGGAGGAUAUUAAUAUCCAUUUAUGA
Arabidopsis lyrata subsp. lyrata is the source of this 2319-nucleotide messenger RNA. RefSeq names its product probable beta-1,3-galactosyltransferase 2. The coding region runs from base 299 to 1522 and encodes 407 amino acids. NCBI's taxonomy places the organism in Eukaryota, Viridiplantae, Streptophyta, Magnoliopsida, Brassicales, Brassicaceae. The record is from RefSeq and is a predicted model, not a curated record. The transcript has 12 exons. Gene Ontology annotation, molecular function: hexosyltransferase activity. Gene Ontology annotation, cellular component: Golgi membrane.